GGGGAGGGGAGAGGCUCUGAGAGGCGAGGCCGGGUGCGGCGGCGAGAGCGUCCCAACGGGCGCGGGACGGGACGGGGCAACGCGGGCGCCAGGAGCAGCGGCCCGGAGUCGGGGCGCCUUGCCCCGGGCCCCCCAGCAUGAAGACCCCGGCGGACACAGGGUUUGCCUUCCCAGACUGGGCCUACAAACCGGAGUCAUCCCCUGGUUCAAGGCAGAUCCAGCUGUGGCACUUUAUUCUGGAGCUGCUACGGAAGGAGGAGUACCAGGGCGUCAUCGCCUGGCAGGGGGACUACGGGGAAUUUGUCAUCAAGGACCCUGAUGAGGUGGCCCGCCUCUGGGGUGUCCGCAAGUGCAAGCCCCAGAUGAACUAUGACAAGCUGAGCCGGGCCCUGCGCUAUUACUAUAACAAACGCAUUCUGCACAAGACCAAGGGCAAGCGGUUCACCUACAAGUUCAACUUCAACAAGCUGGUGCUGGUCAAUUACCCUUUCAUAGACGUGGGGCUGGCCGGGGGUGCAGUGCCCCAAAGUGCCCCUCCAGUGCCAUCGGGUGGCAGCCAUUUCCGCUUCCCCCCUUCAACGCCUUCCGAGGUGCUGUCCCCCACUGAGGAUCCCCGAUCUCCACCGGCCUGCUCUUCAUCUUCCUCCUCGCUCUUCUCUGCUGUGGUAGCCCGACGUUUGGGCCGGGGCUCAGUCAGUGACUGUAGUGAUGGCACGUCAGAGUUGGAGGAGCCUCUGGGAGAGGACCCCCGGGCAAGACCACCUGGCCCUCCAGAGCUGGGUGCCUUCCGAGGGCCCCCCCUGGCCCGCCUCCCGCAUGACCCUGGUGUCUUCCGUGUCUACCCCCGGCCCCGGGGUGGUCCUGAACCCCUAAGCCCCUUCCCUGUGUCACCCUUGGCUGGGCCUGGCUCCCUUCUGCCCCCUCAGCUCUCCCCGGCUCUGCCUAUGACUCCCACCCACCUGGCCUACACACCCUCGCCCACGUUGAGUCCUAUGUACCCCAGCGGUGGUGGGGGCCCUAGUGGCUCAGGGGGAGGCUCCCACUUCUCCUUCAGCCCCGAGGACAUGAAACGGUACCUGCAGGCCCACACCCAAAGCGUCUACAACUACCACCUCAGUCCCCGCGCCUUCCUGCACUACCCUGGGCUGGUGGUGCCCCAGCCACAGCGCCCUGACAAGUGCCCGCUGCCGCCCAUGGCACCAGAGACCCCACCGGUACCCUCCUCAGCCUCGUCUUCCUCUUCCUCCUCUUCAUCCCCGUUCAAGUUUAAGCUGCAGCCACCUCCGCUAGGACGCCGGCAGCGAGCAGCUGGAGAGAAGGCUCCAGGAGGCACCGAGAAGAGCAGCGGUAGCAGUGGCUCAGGUGGGCUGGCUGAGGGGGCAGGCGCAUUGGUCCCCCCACCGCCACCACCCCAGAUCAAGGUGGAGCCCAUCUCAGAAGGCGAGUCCGAGGAGGUGGAGGUGACUGACAUCAGUGACGAGGAUGAGGAAGAUGGGGAGGUGUUCAAGACUCCCCGUGCCCCACCUGCUCCUCCAAAGCCAGAGCCGGGAGAGGCACCUGGGGCAGCCCAGUGCAUGCCCCUUAAACUGCGCUUUAAGCGGCGCUGGAGUGAAGACUGUCGCCUGGAGGGGGGCGGGGCUCUGUCCGGGGGCCCUGAGGAUGAGGGUGAGGACAAGAAGGUGCGUGGGGACACGGGCCCUGGGGAGGCUGGGGGGCCACUCACCCCACGACGGGUGAGCUCUGAUCUCCAGCACGCCACAGCCCAGCUCUCUCUGGAGCAUCGAGAUUCCUGAGAGCCAUGGGCAAGGACCCCCGUGUGCCCCCUCAACACCCCGAGCUUUUGCUGCCUUAACCCCCACAAAGCCCUGGAGGUGAGGGCAGCUCUCUUAGUCUCUUCCCUGCCUCCUCCCUUUCUCCUCCCCACAUUUUGUAUAAAACUUUUUUUUUUUUUUAAAUGGUAGGGUGGGUGGGUACCCAAGACUGGGGGCUAAUCUCCUCAUCUCUGGGUUUCUAAGUU
Messenger RNA from Chionomys nivalis (European snow vole), 2017 nucleotides. RefSeq names its product ETS2 repressor factor (gene Erf). Gene Ontology annotation, cellular component: nucleus. The transcript has 4 exons. Gene Ontology annotation, biological process: regulation of transcription by RNA polymerase II; cell differentiation. Gene Ontology annotation, molecular function: DNA-binding transcription factor activity, RNA polymerase II-specific; sequence-specific DNA binding. The coding region runs from base 138 to 1793 and encodes 551 amino acids. The record is from RefSeq and is a predicted model, not a curated record. Lineage: Eukaryota; Metazoa; Chordata; Mammalia; Rodentia; Cricetidae.